GCCUGGAACGUCCGUCCGGAGCCCGGCGCCGGCGGAGCGGCGCGCCGGCCAAUCAGCGGCGGCGGCUCGCGGCCCGAACGUUGGGGCCGCUCGGCCCCGCCCCGCGCUGUUGUUUGUGGUGUCGGCGGGGCCGCGCGAGCCGGACCCACCACAACAUUCGGCCGGCGGCCGGCGGCGAGCGCGAGCCCAGUCAGGGGCGGCCGGCCGGGGUGGCCGGGCCUCGCGGGGCGCCAUGUCGGUGAACAUGGAAGAGCUGCGGCACCAGGUCAUGAUCAACCAGUUCGUGCUGGCCGCGGGCUGCGCGGCCGACCAGGCGAAGCAGCUGCUGCAGGCGGCCCACUGGCAGUUCGAGACCGCCCUGAGCACGUUUUUCCAAGAAACCAACAUUCCCAACAGUCACCACCACCAUCAGAUGAUGUGCACGCCCAGCAACACGCCUGCCACACCGCCCAACUUCCCUGAUGCGCUGGCCAUGUUCUCCAAGCUCCGCACCUCCGAUGGUUUGCAGAACGGCAACAGCCAUACGGCCGUGGCCUGCUCCCCGCCUGCCAACUUCAGCCCCUUCUGGGCCUCCUCCCCACCCAGCCACCAGGCGCCCUGGAUCCCGCCCUCCUCCCCUACUGCGUUCCACGGCCUGCACUGCCCACAACCCACAUGGCCCCCUGGCGCCCCUCAGGCGGCCCCCCAGCAGAAAGCCAUGGCGGCCAUGGACGGCCAGAGAUGAGACUGGAGGCCCAGGCGCUGGGCUGGAGCCGGGGGCAGUCCAGGGUUGUGGGGACAUGGAGGGCCCGGGGUGGGGGGCACAGGGGAGGUGGGCGGGGUUUCCUGAAGAUCGCACUGGAAGAUUUUAUAAAAAGAUUUUUUGGGGGGGGGGUACAGUAAACUUCUGGGCCACUUGGGUCCCUCAGGAGUUUUUCUUCGGGCAAGCUUUGUUCCUUUUUAAUAUAGAACUAUAAUAUAUAUGGAUCUAUAAAUAGAACUAAUGUAUGCGAGAACAGUGGGGGAGGGGGCUGCCAGAGGCCUUUCCUAGGGCCAGGGGUGAGGGAUCAGUGACCGCCACCUC
Molecule: messenger RNA, 1063 nt
Organism: Ochotona princeps (American pika)
Lineage: Eukaryota; Metazoa; Chordata; Mammalia; Lagomorpha; Ochotonidae
Gene: UBALD2
Product: UBA like domain containing 2
Exons: 3
Coding region: 233-724 (163 amino acids)
Molecular function (GO): protein binding
Source: RefSeq, a predicted model, not a curated record